Messenger RNA from Colletotrichum higginsianum IMI 349063, 1917 nucleotides. Its product is annotated as RNA polymerase ii mediator complex component. Gene Ontology annotation, biological process: regulation of DNA-templated transcription. Gene Ontology annotation, molecular function: DNA-binding transcription factor activity, RNA polymerase II-specific; zinc ion binding. The coding region runs from base 1 to 1917 and encodes 638 amino acids. The transcript is spliced from 2 exons. The record is from RefSeq and is a predicted model, not a curated record. NCBI's taxonomy places the organism in Eukaryota, Fungi, Ascomycota, Sordariomycetes, Glomerellales, Glomerellaceae.
AUGCCCCGCAAGAAACACGAUCGACGUGCCGCUGCGGCAGCCCGCAAGCCUUCCGCAAGUCUUCCGCCCGAAACCCGCAAAACACCCGCAAGGACCCGCACCGGAUCGGUCUGUGUGGGGCCGGCUUGCUUACACCUACCGCACCGCCGCGCCCGCAUAAUCUCACGGCUGACAAAUGUCAUCAUCCUACAGAUCCUACGACACCACCACCUCCAGCAGGAAUCCUUCGUUCGGUUCUCGCUUUGCGUGAUUGGUCCUCUCCGUCACUUCGAUAACGUCAACGUUGGCUGCUUUUCCAACGUCACACUCGAUGACGAAUUCCGGCGAGCAUACGACGACGGACACUCACUCAUCCAACACCGCAGACAGGGCGAGCUGAGACUGAGACACCCACUCGCACGCAGUGUUCCGCAUCAGCUUAUCGUGGCCCAAGACAGACUCCGGGCCUGCACGGAAUCCAAACGCCGUUGCGACAAGAGGCUCCCGAUGUGUACCCGCUGCGAUGACAGGGAUGUGGACUGCCAGUAUCCCGUCACAAAGAGGCGUCGCCCUCUCCACCACGAUAGGCCAUUCCUCGAUACUCCUACGCAGCAGCAGCAGCAACAUCAACCCAACGAUGCCGCCACGAUGGUCGAUGUCCUGGAAUUCGAUGCCGGGUCUCUCGCCGCCGGCAUUUGGGGGAGCAUGCCCUGGUUGAACCUGGACUUCACGUCCGCGACCACCCUCGGCCUUCAACCCGCGUCGUCGUCGUCGUCGUCGGGCCUCACCGGACCGCCGCCGUCACCCGCCAGACACUCGCCGCCGCAGGAAUCCUCCGAACCCUCCCGGCAGACGCACAACAAAUUCCCGCAGCACACCCAGCCGACCGCGGCCGAGACCUCCCUCGCCGAGAACAGGUGGUUCCUCGCCCCCUCGAGCUGGCGCAUCGAGCACUGGCCCACCCCGGCCCACGACGCCUACCCGGCCGCCGUCAUGACCAACUUCAACCGCGGCCUGCAGGCCUGGGUCCGCCGCUGGGCCACGCAGGGCCACAACCCCUUCAUCCACCGCGCCCUCUACGCCGAGGGCGGCCACUUCCCCGCCUGCAUCCAGGACGCCUUCACCACCGCCGUCGCCUGCCACCACAAGACGCCCCAGAACGAGGCCUUUGUCCACCGCGUCCUCGACGAGCGCGCCGCCGCCCUCGUCGCCGCCCAGCCCCCCGCCCCGCUCGAGACGCGCGACCACCUCGCCCGCGUCCACGCGCUGCACGUCUACACCGUCCUCCGCCUCUACGACGGCGACGUCAGCCAGCGCGCCGCCGCCGAGUCCCACCUCCCCAUCCUCGACCUCUGGAGCAGACAGCUCUGGGACUCCGCCAUCGCGGACGUGACCACCCUCUCGCGCGGCUGGAUGCCCGCUCACUCCAAUUUCUGCCCCAGCAACCCCGCCUCCUCGGCCUCGUUCUCACCCCCCGCCGCCGCCGACGACGACGCCGCAACGACCGAGACGGCCGGCCCGGACAGCACGUACGAGUCGAACCUCGUGGCCUGGAACCUCUGGGUGCUCUCCGAGUCCAUCCGGCGCACCUGGAUCGUCGUCGGCUGCACCAUCGGCGUCUACAAAGCCCUCAAGGGCCAGUGGGGCGUGUGCCCCGGCGGCUCCCUCUUCACCGCCCGCGCCGGGCUGUGGGACGCGCCCUCGGCCCCGCGGUGGGCGGCGCUCCGACGCGACCUCGCUGCCGGUGCCGGCGACGGACCCGGCGAUGGCGACUUCUUCGUGCAGUCGGGCGACGGGGAGAAGCUAUUCCGCAGCGCGGCGGCCGCCGAGGUGGACGAGUUCGCGAGGCACCUGUUCACGUGCAUUUGGGGGCUCGACCGGCUCGAGGACUGGGCUUUGAGGACGGCUUCCAAGGGCGAGGUCAACUUGAUGUAUUGA